This is a messenger RNA of Malania oleifera, 691 nucleotides long. RefSeq names its product H/ACA ribonucleoprotein complex subunit 3-like protein. Gene Ontology annotation, cellular component: box H/ACA snoRNP complex; box H/ACA telomerase RNP complex. Gene Ontology annotation, molecular function: box H/ACA snoRNA binding; telomerase RNA binding. The record is from RefSeq and is a predicted model, not a curated record. Bases 247 to 441 code for a protein of 64 amino acids. The transcript has 4 exons. Lineage: Eukaryota; Viridiplantae; Streptophyta; Magnoliopsida; Santalales; Ximeniaceae. Gene Ontology annotation, biological process: snRNA pseudouridine synthesis; ribosome biogenesis; rRNA pseudouridine synthesis.
GUGUUUCUCACGAAAACCUUGCCCCGCCGGCCCCCACCGCUGAUCUGCAGCCAAACUCUCUUCACGGUUCACGCCAAAAACCCUACUGCGCCUCCAGCCCAGCCUCUAUACCCCUCGUCUCUUCAAGUUGAAGGUAACUCCCUUCCCCAACCCCUCUUCCACUUCUCACUCUCCCCCUUCAUUCAUCUUUAUCCUUUUCUUUUUUAAUUUUGAAAUCACUGCAUCGCAAGUGAACAAUUAGCAACAAUGUAUCUUCAGUUUUACAUAAAUGAGAAUGGUGAUAAAGUCUACACGACUAAGAAAGAAUCACCUCUUGGCUUAGCCACACAAUCUGCUCAUCCUGCUCGCUUCUCCCCUGAUGACAAGUACUCAAGGCAACGAGUUCUUCUCAAGAAGCGAUUUGGAUUGUUGCCAACCCAAAAUCCUCCUCCAAAGUACUAACAGGAUUUGACCAUGUUGCAUUUAGUGUUGCUUGGUUGCUGUACUUUUAGAGCUUCCCUUCUGUUUCCCCACCUUCAUGCAGUAGAGUAGUGAAGAAUGUGAUUUUCCCGCUAUGCAUUUUGUUGUACCAUCGGUGUGAAGUCAACAUUUGAAUGGAACUAAAAAUGGGAGAUGAAUUUUGAAUACAUCAUUGCUGAACUAUCCACAUUUGAAUGUCCAUUAAGAUUGAAUCAGUCAAGUGGUUUUAUUA